AUGCUUCAACGGCUUUGGGCUCUAUCAACCUCAGCUAUCAAGCUACCGUUUCAGCCCUUCUCCUUUGGGGCUCCCAGAGACCUUCUUAUAGAGAAGGACAGACGGAGCAUGCCCUGCCUUGCAAAGGAAGCUCCGCCUCCGUCAGCAUUUUCUGCUACUAUUCAUCCUCUCAGCGAUUCUGUUUCCACUGAGGUCGACAACUAUUUCCUUCAAAAUUGGCCUUUCCGAACCGAUAAUGAACGAGCCAGAUUCCAUGCGGCAGGGUUCUCUCGUGUUACAUGCUUAUACUUUCCUAUGGCAAUGGACGACCGUAUUGGAUUUGCCUGUAGAAUGCUGACAAUUCUUUUUCUCAUUGACGACCUACUUGAGGAAAUGAGCCUCGACGAAGGAUCCACCUACAAUGAAAAACUUAUAUCCAUUUCCCGGGGCGACGUUGCCCCCGACCGAACUAUUCCUGCCCAAUGGAUUAUGUAUGAUUUAUGGGAAGACAUGAGAGCCUGUGAUCAUGUCCUUGCGGAUGAACUGUUGGAACCAGUUUUUACGUUCAUGAGGGCGCAGACGGAUAAAACCCGGUUGACCAUCCAUCAGUUUGGGGAGUAUCUUGACUAUCGCGAAAAGGAUGUCGGACAAGCGAUAAAAGCCCAAACUAAAUGCAUACGUAGUCUACUUUCCGGCCUGCAGCGCUAUACCAUGAAGCUCUACCUUACCGAAGAAGACCUGCGUAUGGCUGCACCCGCUGAGCGCAACUGCGCCAAGCACAUUGCAAUCCUCAAUGACAUUUACAGCUGGCGAAAAGAACUACUGGCUUCUAAGACGCUUCAUCAUGAAGGCGCUGCCAUUUGUUCCUCUGUACAAGUAUUGUCUGAGGUGACUGCACUUAGCCACGCCGCCACGCAGCGGGUCUUGUGGACCAUGUGUCGCGAGUGGGAAUCGGUACAUAAACAGCUCGUGACUGAAGUGGCAGGAACAGGGAGCCGAGACCUUUUGGAUUAUAUUCACGGGCUUGAGUUUCAGAUGAGUGGAAAUGAGCGCUGGAGUGAAUCUACUCCUCGUUAUCAUUUUUAG
Molecule: messenger RNA, 1065 nt
Organism: Aspergillus oryzae RIB40
Lineage: Eukaryota; Fungi; Ascomycota; Eurotiomycetes; Eurotiales; Aspergillaceae
Exons: 3
Coding region: 1-1065 (354 amino acids)
Source: RefSeq, a predicted model, not a curated record